This is a messenger RNA of Drosophila kikkawai, 5433 nucleotides long. RefSeq names its product calponin homology domain-containing protein DDB_G0272472. The record is from RefSeq and is a predicted model, not a curated record. Lineage: Eukaryota; Metazoa; Arthropoda; Insecta; Diptera; Drosophilidae.
UGCGCCGUUUGGAACGCGAGCGCCGCAUUGUGAAAAGUGAAAAUGGAUUUUCCGCCUUGCGCUGUCAAUGCGCUUGGGCCGCCCAAGCAUGUGUCGUCUGCUGUCCACGAAUAACAAGUGUCAAGUGUAACAAGUGCCACCUCAAAAUUUUCCUAACCCAGCAGCCCUGUAAACGUGUGCCAAGCGGAAAUGGAAAAACUUAAUUUUUUCAAAUAAUAAUUCUCACGACAAAUAUUAAUUCAAGUCAAAUUCAAUUGGCCGGACGUUUAUACGUGUGUGGUUUUUUGUGUAAUUGUGUAAAUAAUCUACAUAUAUAAAUAAUCACUGUAAGCGUGGCUGAAGUUGAAAGCAUUUAUAAAACACAUAAAAAUACGAAAUAAUUGCAACAAAACAACGAUUUGUUUAUAAAACGAAAAACACACAACGAAAGAUCAGCCAAAACGAGCAAAAGCAAAUGGAUAUUGAACAAGAGAAAUAAUAUAAAAAUAAUAAUCAAAAGAGACACUAUUAAGAGAGACAAAAAUAUGUUCAAUUUGCUGCGAAGAUCGCGUCGUGGAAAAACGCACAAGGCGAAAGUCUACGACACAAGUGACGAGGAGGACAGACCCUCGAGAUGGGGCAGUAGUAAUGCCGCAGGGACGACGACGAGUGCUCUUAGCCAACAAGAGAAGCCGGAAAGAGCAGCACGUCGGGCGGUGAUCGAAGAGCUGGAGGACUUUGCCAGCGAUAAUGACAACGAUGGCGAUAAUGAAGCUGGCAGCGGCGACGAAGAGCGUUUAAAAUUAGCAAAAACAGCUGCUAAUGGCCGCUCCGACAAUCUUUCGUAUAUAAAUAAAACGGACGGAGAUGCGAGGACGACGACGGAUGGUCGAAAUGCGGCAGCUCCCAGCAGUCAAAACGAGGCAGCCAGCGCGAUCGCGAGCCGAAACGUUGGUGGUCGAGAUCGGGCAUUAAUUGGCAUUAGCGAGCCACAAAUCGAUGGUCCCAGUGCCCCCGGAAUCGUCCAUCGCCAGCGUACCGAAAACGAUUCCCAAAAGCGACAAUCGCUGCUUUCCCUGGGCGGAUUCCGACUUUCCUCGAGCGGGGAUAGCACGCCCAAGAGCCCGGAAACAGAGCCGAAAAAGCGCAGGACUCUGCAGAAGAGUCGCGAGUUCCUUAGCGACAUUUUCAUGGCGCGUGGUCGAAACCACCAGCGUCAAAAGCAGCAGCAGCAGCAGUCCCAGCAGCAACAACAUCAGCAAAUCGUAGCCACUGGCAAGACAAAUAAAUCGAAUAAAAGUAAUGCCAAAGACGUAAUCGCUAGCGCGGCACACCUUGAAACGAACUCCGACCCCGCGCUCGCAUCCCCGAAUACUUAUCAAAUGACUUUGGCUAAUAAUAGUUGCCCAGAGAACGACGUCUGCGACGAUCAGCGAAGAGCAAAGAGUCCGAGCCAAGAGCACAGUAACCCAGCUGGAGCUAGCGAAGAGCACAGCCAUUUUCCGGCAGAGAGCCAGCAUUUUCCGGCCGAGAGUGAGUGGGAAAAGCCAAGAGCAAUGCGUUCAUUCGGCACCGAGCAGCAGCUCAUUCAAGCGGCAAGCGUUGAGCGGGAAACACAGCAGCAGCAGCCGGAGGAGCAACAGUUGCCGACAGCCGGCAAUGCAAGUGCCCCGCAGCAACAUCUGGCCAAGCAGCAGCAGCAACAUCAAGCGCCGCAGCAAAAGCAGGAGCAACAGCAGCAGCAACAGGAGCAACAGCAUCAGCAAUUAAGUGACAUAAUCAUGGGCCAGACCAGCGCCAAACCGAACGAAAUCGGUUCGGCGCAUAGUUCGCGUGCCAGCACGCCGCGUGAGUUCCGUGAGUCGGUUGUGAGUCCGCAGCCACCGCAGGCACCGCCGCGUCAUCAGAAAUCACCGGAAGUGCCCAAAAUCACGGUCGAGGAUUGCAGUUUUCAUUCAUCGUCGGAGGAGGAGGAGGCCGAAAAGCACGAGACCUUUUACGAACUUAAUAAUCACGCAGAAGAUUCGCUAAACAUCGAGGAACUCAACGAGGCGCACAUAGAAACCCUGGAAGAUGAGGUCUUUGCCUCCGAUAUACCAGCAACCAUAUAUCAAAAUACGAAUAACCGCCCCUGGACACGAUUGAGUCAUGUCAAGCUGGAGAAUGUCCAAGAGGAAGCAGAGGAGGAGGACCAUGAUGAAGACGACGACGAGGUAGAUGAGGCCGUGGACUUGGAGUACGAGCCACAUGCUGGGCAUCAGCAGGCCAAUGGCACCUCUCGCCAGUCGGCCAGCAGCGAAAGGAGCGCCCUGAAAAGUGACUCCAAUCUGAGCAGCAGCUAUGCCGACUCGGGGAUUGGGGAUCAGGAGUUGCCACCGCAGCAACAGUCGCCGCCACAGCCACCGCCACGCAGCUCCUCCCAUCACCUGAACCACCACCACCUGAACUUCAUCCGGGACGGCAACUCCACCGACUGCGAGGAGACCUUUCUGCAGUGCGACGAACUCGACGACAGCGAGUUCAGCGAGCGAUUGGUAUGCAUCGAGAGCAUCAGUCUGCCGGAUGUGGUUGUGGAGUCAACGACCGCCAGCACGACCACAUCAGCAUCCGCAGCAACAGCAGCGGCAGGCGUAGCAGCAGCAGCAGGCGGUGCAGCAGCGACCACAAAUGGCGGCGAUUCGCAGAUCAACAUCAAUAUCGCCAAUGGAGCGGGGGGCAACAGCCUGGGCAAUGUGCACUUUAUUCCCAUCCACGUCGAGGGUCGCAGUCGCAGUCGAAGCGGCAGUCCCAAGCAGCGUAGCUGGGACGACAGUUGUAUCGGCCAGGAUAUGCCGCCCAGCAUUGAGAUCAUCGAGGACGGGAGUGUCCUGAAUAAGCCAGUGCGGCAGGAGAGUCCGUUUGACAAUCAGGAACUCAGAAAGGAGCUGAAGCAGCAGAAAGCCCGAUUUAGCAGCCAAUUGGACGAUGCCCACAAGAAUGUCCACCAACUAGAGGCCAAGGUGGGAGACAUGCAGCUGAAGAUUCAGACAUUAGAACAGGAGCUGUCCUUGAAGCAAUGGAAUGUGGAAAGACUGCAAGGUGAGCUGGGUGCCGCCCACAAGGACGAUGAAUAUGUGCGAAAAAAGCUGCACCUCCUCGAGGAUGAAAAGGUUCAUUUAAGGCACAAAUACAGCGAAGAUCAAGAUGAAUUCCAGCGUAAAUAUGACGAACUUGAAGCCAAAUACCACGAACUAACCGAGAAGUACAAACAGAACCAGAGCUUGGCCGGCAGCUUGCAAACCCAACUGGCCAGUGCCCAGGUCGAUGCUGAGCAAUGGCGCCAACAGGUGGAGAAAAUUCGAGCGGAGCUGGAGGAGCAAAUACGCAUUCUGAAAAGCGCCCUGGACAACUCCGAGGCAGAGCGCAAGAUCUGCGAGGAUAAGUGGCAGAAGGAGUUUGAAAUGCUCAGGACACACAACCGAGAGCAAGAGGAAACCCUGAUGACCGACUGCGAGUGGCAGCUGCGGCAGAUGCAACGCCAGUGCAAGGACAAGGUGGACAAGUCCAACUAUGAGCGAAAACAGGCAGCCGCCAAGGCGGAGGAACUGGAGCAAGAGCUGCAGUCGCGUCGCAAGGAGGCGGACCAUUUGCGCACCUGCCAGGCGCAGGUAAACUCUUUAAGGGGCGUGGUCAGCGAGCAAGAGCAGUCCAUCCAGACGCUAAUGGACCGCAUCGAGAACCUAAAGGCCGAUCUGCAGUCGGCCAAUGAUAAUCUCGAGGCUCAGAUCGAGGCUGUGCACAAGAUCAAAUAUCAGUGUGAUAAUGCCAUCUAUGACAAGGAGCGUCAGACGAUCUACAAAAUCGACGAGGUACGCAACGAAGCUGCCGCCUUCUGGGAGAACAAACUCUACACAGAGAUGACAAGACUGACAAAUGAACUGGAGUCCGUGUAUGUGGACGAGCGCCGGGAGGCCUUGGACAAGCUGCAGAACGAGCAUAUUGAAGAGCUGCGGGCACUGACCAAUCGAUACACCGCCAACGAGGAGGAACUGCGAGCCGAGAUCGAGGAUCUCCACGAGAGCCUCGAGCUGAAGAAGCAGGAUUUCCUCAGCCUGCGCGAACGUUCCGAUAAUGCCCUGCUCCAGACCCGCAUGCAUUUGGAUCGGGCGGAUCGGGAGUACCAGAAUGCCAUGUGCCGUGAGGAGGAUCGACGCGUGGAAAUGGAGCAGAGGCUGAAACAGGAGUUUGAGACGGAGAAGGCCGAGAUGGAGGAAAAGUUCCGCGAGCGUCUGGGUCAGGUGAAGGAAGAAUUUGCCAAAGAGCUGCAGUUAUCCACGCAGGAUAUGGUCGAUACGCAUCGCAAAGAGCUGGACUCUCAAAAGGCCAAGCUGCAGACGGAGAGGGAUGAGGCGAUGCAGGAACUUGUGGAGCGACAUCGCGCCAAAAUGGCUGCUGCCGAUGAACGAUUCAACAUGAUGGAUCGGCAUUUAGGGCGAUCGACAUACCAUCCAGCCUGGUUUUGGGCACUGGCCAAGGGGGCCUGGCCGUAUAUACCAACCGUAUAUGUUCUAUAUCUGACCAUGUCGCCGCUGAUUGCCCUCGCAUGCUUAGUGUUCAAUAUUGUUGCUGUAUUCUAUAUCAAAUACCGUCAUCUCCUAAUCGAUGUAGAACUUCGGCACCAGCGCAAUCUCAAGGACCUGAAGGCGGCCUACGAUGCCGAGAAGGCGGCGCUGGACAAGCGCGACAUCAGCAAUGCCAACGAAAUCGAGCAGCUGCACCGCAAGUGCCGCUGCCUGACCAACCUAUUCGAGGAGAUGCGCAUGAGAUACGAGCGCCGGGAUCCCCGAGCCGAGGACCUCCGUGAGAUCUCUGAGCUCAGAACCCGCUGCGAGAGUCAGGAGCGGGAUCUUUAUGUGCUCACCGAUCGCCUGCGGGAAAUGCAAAUCCAGAUGUCCGAGUUGCAGCAAAAUGGCGACCGGAAGGGAGGUGGGAAAUCGGUGAAGAAACCACCGCCCAAAUCAAUUGCCACCAGCUGUGACGUCAUCUACGAGGAAAACGAAGAGCGUGAAUCGCCCGAGCAGGAAAAUGGUGAAAAUUCAAGCUCCAACAACGAUGAUGACGAUGAGGAGGAGGAUGCCGAACAUGAACCGAGCGACACAGAGUCGAAUCACACGAUCGAGGUCAAUGGCAAAUCGGAUCGCAUUAAUGAGGACGACGCCCACUUGAUCACCGCCGUGUGAUUCCCCCAUGUCAUCACUAGCUUCUUCCGAAUUUGUGGCUGUAUUUUUCGAGGUUCCCCCGGUGUCGUGGACUAUCCCAGGAUCAAGGAUGCGGAUGGAUGAUCCCAGGCGCCUUGGUGCCUUCUGUGCUGCCCUCUGUGUCGCCGGAUACGGAAAUCGACCCACUCUCAACCAAACGCUCAAAGCUUGAACUCAUAAAAAUUGUAAAAAUUAAUUUUUGAAUUGGUUUCUGAAA